Agrilus planipennis (emerald ash borer) is the source of this 2608-nucleotide messenger RNA. RefSeq names its product E3 ubiquitin-protein ligase RING1 (gene Sce). The record is from RefSeq and is a predicted model, not a curated record. The transcript has 2 exons. NCBI's taxonomy places the organism in Eukaryota, Metazoa, Arthropoda, Insecta, Coleoptera, Buprestidae. Gene Ontology annotation, cellular component: PcG protein complex; ubiquitin ligase complex. Bases 212 to 1399 code for a protein of 395 amino acids. Gene Ontology annotation, molecular function: ubiquitin protein ligase activity; chromatin binding.
GGGCAGGUAAUUACAAAUGGCUUCUCGUUUUGUAUUUGUGCAGUAAUUAUUGGUGGUUAACAAAUAUGGAUAGUUUUUUGUUUUAUAAAAUAGUUUAGAAAGUGAGUGUAAUGAACUGUUUAUAGUUUAACAGUUAAAAUAUUUAUCAGUGUAAUUAUUACGAAGUGAGAUAAAACAUUUUCAUUUGUUUCUGAUGAAAUAAUGUAAUAUAAUGGCAAGCACAGAGCAAAUAGGUUUGAACAAAACAUGGGAAUUAUCCCUGUACGAACUUCAUAGAACACCUCAGGAUGCUAUAACAGAUAAUACAGAAAUUGCAGUUUCUCCACGAAGUUUACACAGUGAGUUAAUGUGCCCUAUUUGUCUGGACAUGUUGAAGAAAACAAUGACAACAAAAGAGUGUCUGCAUCGAUUUUGUUCUGAUUGCAUUAUUACAGCGUUAAGAUCUGGCAAUAAAGAGUGCCCUACGUGUCGCAAAAAGUUAGUUUCAAAGAGGUCCUUACGACCUGAUCCAAAUUUUGAUUUGCUUAUUUCAAAAAUAUACCCAAGUCGAGAUGAAUAUGAAGCACAUCAAGAAAGGGUUCUUGCAAAACUCAACAAAAGCCAUUCUCAAGCUGCUUUAGUUAAUUCAAUAACUGAAGGGAUAAAAUUACAAAGCCAAAACAGACCAAACCGUUCAAGAAAGAACAAUGAAGAUGCCAGGGAAAAUAGUGGAGCUAACACCCAAAAUGACAAUAAUCAAGGAAAUGAGAAUUCGAAUAGCCAAAGUUCUCAAAACUCUGGAACAACAACAGUUGCAACUACAACAGCCAAUACAUCCACAACAAACCUUGCACCGACAACUAAUUCUGGAGCGACUGCCCCAAGUCCUACCCCUAAGUCAGGUCGUAGUACACCUUCCCAGCCUCCCAGUCCCGUUUCCUCAGUUCACAGUUCCAUCAGUAAAUCCAUAGGGAAACGUCCCAAAAGUAAUUUAACAUCAGAAAGGAGCGAAGAGAGCGAAUCCAGCGAGAGAACUGAACAGACAGAUACGGAAGGGGAAGGUCCAUCCGAGCCCACGACUUUAAACGAAAUCGAGUUGGUAUUCAAACCGCAUCCCACCGAAAUGGCAGGCGAUAACCAACUGGUAAAGGCUCUCAAAGAGAAUUCAAUUCGUUAUAUUAAGACUACAGCCAAUGCAACAGUUGAUCAUCUUCAUAAGUACUUAGCAAUGAGAUUAACCAUUGAUUUGGAUACACAGUUGUCGCAGACACACCAUUUGCUAAACUUUUGUAUAUACAUUUCUCCGUCAACUGGUCAGUAUGUUCAGUUAAAUGGCAAUCAAACUUUAGGGCAAGUCAAUGAUAAAUAUUGGAAAGUAAAUAAGCCAUUGGAAAUGUAUUAUUCCUGGAAGAAGACAUAGGGAACCCGAAAGGGGGCAAAAUAAACCCCCAAAAAUAAAAUAGGCACCUUGAAAAGGAUGUGAUUAGUACCUAAUGCUUUUUAUACAAAUUGUACGUUUCUUAUGCAUUUAUAAAAACGUUUAGUGCCAACUUUACCGAUUAAUCAGUUAGUUUUUGGUGCGACACUUAUCAAAAUUAGUCGGAAUCGUUCUUAUUCAACCUUAAAAGGCAUUACUACUCCUAAUAAGCAAUUACUGAUAAACAGUAAUGAUAAGUAUAUUCCUUUUACACAGUACAUAAUUAUCUACAUAAGUUGUAUGUAAAGCAGUUAUUACAGCAUUUUACAAUAAUUAAACACAAAUAUUCAUGUUUAUGUAAUAUUACAGUUAUAUUAGCGAACAGGUCUGCAAUUUGUGUACUUUCGCCGUGAAAAUAAAGUGGAAUUUAAACUGAUAAAACUUUUCUUUAUAUGAGGCAAAACAUCUCAAAGUGAGCUCUAAAUUAAGCCUUUAUGAGCACAGUCCAGGGUUGCUUCUCCUUCUCUAAGAGCACCGAUAGAGUCGUUUACCCGACGUUUCGCUGACUUCCUCAGAGAACGUGGAGUGGGUGUGAAAUACUUCGCUGUGGUUGUGUUUUUUAAGCCCCUGCUACAUUCCCUGAGGAUUCUCACGACUCACCGAAGGUGGAAGACCAAUCCUGGACCACCACCAAACCGCAAUAUCGAAACUUUUCUAAAUAACAUCCAUCGCAUUUUCAGUAACACAUUUCAUUUGAAAACUAUUUAAAAAUACACCUAUCUAUCUGAUAAUGAUAAUAGUUAUCUGUUCCUCGAAAAUGCAACAGAUAGUGCAUUACUAAACUACUGCAGUUCUGUUUAAACUUUGAGAACUUGAUACAUCACAAAUUAAAUUAAAACUAAAUAUGGCUGAAAGAAUCCUAAGUGACCCAAAUCAAAGGAAUUUCUUUAAAGGGUUCCUAGUAGAUUUAAGAAAAGAGGAAGAGCUCCUAACUUUGAUAACUUUGUGGGAAAAGGUCUGUAAAGAUGAGACUGAAAUUUCUAAAAAGGAAGAGGACUAUUUACGUAAUCAAUUAAAAGUAGAUAAUCUAAAUAAUUUAAAGAAGGACCUACAUAAAGCUUGUGUUGCAAGAAUAGUCAAGUUGAUGCCCGCUUAUAAACGCUUUUUUAUAAGUGUGAACUAAAUAAUUAAUAAAAUAAAUGGUAUGAAAUU